UCCAGACAUUUUUGAGGAGAUUGAAGAAGACGGCGGGGGUGAAUGGGAGUACACAUCGGACUGCAAAUGGCCACGCUCCGAAGGCGCGACAACUUCAGAGCCAGCCCCCCAGUCUGCCAGAUACAUAAUUGUGUCGACUAGGGAAUCUUUCCGCUCCCGAGUAUGGGAUGUUGUCUACGAGAAUGACCCAAAAUUAAGAAACUGAAAAGCGACUACGCGAAGAAAAGAAAUCCCCGAUACACCAGACAAAACUAUGCAUCAAGGCAAGAAAUUAGAGAGGCAACUGGGGACACCCUCAAGAGGAAGUGUAGCUCGGACGGCUUUCAGAGCUAUCAAACUAUUCGAAGUGCUACAUGGAUGCAGCAAAAAUGGCAAGUCGCACAAGAUUACAAUGAUGGCAGAGAUGAUCUUCGCGUCUCUGGUUGUAUUCGAUGAACUACACACCGCUGGAAACAGGAAUACGCAAACGUACACGCAUAUUCUAGAACUAUUCCAGCGAAUGAUGAGCCCAGAAUCGAGACCUGCUGUUAUUGGCAUCACCGGCUCCCCCCUGGCUUCUGGUAUUGAUGUCGUUAUGACAUUUGCGGACAAGGCACUUCGCAGAGAAGAUGCAGAAUGGAAGAAAAGCAACGACGGGGCGAUUGAGGCGAUCAAACACUUGAACACCAGUGAGAUUCAAACAGCCUGGAAGGAGUUUGAUAAACGAGUCCGACUUCAAGCAACAACCACAAAGAAGAUCUCCGUGAAAACAAUGAUGGAUGAAGACGAGAAGAUGCAGAAACUUCUACGAACUUUUGGUUACAUCAUAGGCACAUAUGGCAUAGACCGAAACCAUGAGUCUGUUGACCCGUGGGCGAAGCCGUUGCGUCUGCUUGAUCUAUGCGAGUUGAAUGUUCAAUACUGCGCUCUGAAGUACGAUCCUGAUCACCAUAGAACACUUCAAGAGGUGGAAGACGGGCUGAAGACCAAAGAGAAAGAAGCAAACGAGCAAGCAAAACUCAAGUGGGAAGAUGAAGGAGGUAUACUUUCGGGGAAGCCCAAACCCAAACCGAAGAACGCCGCUCAAUUGGACGCUGCCGCUUACAACUCUGCGUUGAAGGUGGCAAGCUUCCCAAAUAUCUUCAAAGCCAUUCGAAAAUAUCAAGAAGACCAUCCAGAUCGGCCGGUAGUGAUAGGAGCUACUGUGGAAUGGGGUGACAGCCUAGGGAACGACAACAAAAUGAUUCACAGCAUUGUGGACCAUCCGGAAUCUAUUCAAUCUUCCUGGAUCGUCGAAUGUAUUGAUGAUAUCAUAGAAGGUUCAGCCAAGAUGGAUAUGAUCUUUGAGGCAGUCAAUCGAGCGUACAACGAAAAGUCAGCCAUACCACAUCCAGACGAGAAGCGCCACCGAGGAGAGCAACUUGUAUUUCGGUCCAAGUAUUGCCUAGGCAGCAGCAAUCGCCUAGAAAAGGCGAUUGUCUAUUGUGCACUUGGUCGAACAUACGGCUAUAGGAACAUUGCCUUUGUCUCGGGUAACGGCAAAAAAUAA
Molecule: messenger RNA, 1528 nt
Organism: Periconia digitata
Lineage: Eukaryota; Fungi; Ascomycota; Dothideomycetes; Pleosporales; Periconiaceae
Source: the annotation of a GenBank genome assembly